This is a messenger RNA of Salvia hispanica, 1161 nucleotides long. Its product is annotated as WAT1-related protein At1g09380-like. NCBI's taxonomy places the organism in Eukaryota, Viridiplantae, Streptophyta, Magnoliopsida, Lamiales, Lamiaceae. The record is from RefSeq and is a predicted model, not a curated record. Gene Ontology annotation, molecular function: transmembrane transporter activity. Gene Ontology annotation, cellular component: membrane.
AUGGAGGAUGGAGGGGGAGCCAUGAAGGCUCCCCUUUUGGGGGCUAUGGAAGGGUUUUAUUUUAUGAAUAAGGGAAUAGAUAUGACAGCAUUCGCGUGCAUGGUGAUAGUGCAGUUAGGGUAUGUUGGUAUGAAUAUCAUAGCAAAAUUGGCAAUGAAUACCGGAAUGAGUCCUUUUGUGCUAGUCGCGUAUCGCCAACUUUUCGCUACGCUUUCUAUUCUUCCUCUUGCUUACUUCAUAGAUAGGAAUAAUCGCCCUAAAAUGACACGAGGUAUCUUAUUCCAGAUCUUCUUAUGCUCCAUAUCUGGAGUGACAGUGAAUCAAAUCACAUAUUUCGUGGGACUCAAGAAUUCAACUCCAACAAUCGCAUGCGCGUUAACCAACAUUCAUCCCGUGGUCACCUUUAUCAUGGCCGUCGCCUUUCGACUGGAAAAGAUAGGCGUGAAGACCAGGGGAGAGCAAGCAAAAAUACUGAGGACGGUGUUGUGCGUAGGAGGAGCCCUGUUUUUGUCGUUUUACUCCGGACCAGUUGUCAACAAUGGAGAAUCCACCAUUCACUGGAAAUUUGCAGAGAGAAGUGCUCCAAGCAACACCCAUCCCAGUUUAAUUCUAGGCCCUUUUCUCUUCAUUCUCAGUGCUGUUUCUUGGGCUGUCUACUUGAUCAUCCAAGCAAAAGUAAGCAAAAACUACAAUGUUCCCUACUCAAGCACGGCCAUAAUGUGCGCAAUGGCAACCGUCCAGUGUGUGGCCGUGGCCUUCGCCAUGGAGCCUAAAUUAUCUGCUCGGUCCCUUAACUCCGAACUUAGGCUCGUCUCAUCCAUCUACUCGGUAUAAUAAUAACAUUCUCUCAUUUCAUCAUCAUCUACAUUUAGUUACAAAGUACUAAUAUUAUGUUUGCAUGGAGUAAUGUGCUCAACAGUGGCAUUUUGCCUAAUGGCAUGGUGCAUAGACAGGAAAGGCCCUGUAUGCGUAUCUGUGUCUAGCCCUUUGCUAAUUGUGAUGGUAGCCAUCGUCAGUAUGGUUGUACUUGACGAAAAGAUCUACGUUGGAACAGUUGUUGGAUCUUUGCUGAUUAUUUGUGGACUGUACGGAGUGCUGUGGGGCAAGAAUAUGGAGACCGAUGUUUAUGAAGCGCGGAAGGAGAUGGCUGAGCACAUAUGA